AUCUGAAGUACCAAGCUCAAGACAAUUUCAUGAUGAUGGAUGAGGCUGUGCUGUGCUUGGCAGUAAGUCAUGACUCCGACAUGAUCGCCUCUGGAGCUCAGGAUGGAAAGAUACAGGUUUGGAGAAUUCUGAAUGGAACAUGCCUGAAUAGAUUAGAACGAGCCCACAGCAAAGCAGUCACCUGUGUCUGCUUCAACAAGGACAGCAGUCAACUAUUAAGUGCCUCCUUUGACCAGAUUAUCAGGCUUCAUGGUUUGAAAUCAGGAAAGACGCUGAAGGAGUUUAAAGGCCAUACGUCUCAUGUAAAUGAGGUCAUCUUCUCACAUGAUGGCCAUCAUGUCAUUAGUGCAUCGGCAGAUGGCACGGUAAAGGUCUGGAACAUGAAGACAAUGGAUUGCACCCACACAAUAAAAACCCCUGACAUUCCUGAGGGUACAGACAUCACUGUUAACAAUGUUGUGCUUGUCCCAAAGACUCCUGAGCACUUUGUGGUGUGUAAUAGGACCAACACAGUGGUUGUUACGAAUAUUCAUGGCCAGGUGAUGAGGAGUUUCUGUUCAGGCGUAAGAAGGGGAGGAGACUUUGUUUGCUGCACGUUGUCUCCACGUGGAGAGUGGAUUUAUUGCGUGGGAGAGGACUAUGUGCUGUACUGCUUCAGCACCAUCACUGGCAAACUAGAGAGAACCCUCACGGUACAUGAAAAAGACGUGAUUGGCAUAACUCACCACCCCCAUCAGAAUCUCAUCGCCACAUACAGCGAAGAUGGCCUACUCAAACUCUGGAAGCCGAAGAAGGUGGAUCUUCAGGAGCUCAAAGUUGGUCAUAAUUAACCCAACAUUCAAUUCCACCCAAAACAAAAAAUACAAGUGACUAAAUGAGUAACAUUGUGACAUUUUAUAAAUAGAACUACAAAUGGCAAAGUUAUUGGUCGUAAU
Ctenopharyngodon idella (grass carp) is the source of this 935-nucleotide messenger RNA. RefSeq names its product WD40 repeat-containing protein SMU1-like. Gene Ontology annotation, biological process: mRNA splicing, via spliceosome. The coding region runs from base 30 to 830 and encodes 266 amino acids. NCBI's taxonomy places the organism in Eukaryota, Metazoa, Chordata, Actinopteri, Cypriniformes, Xenocyprididae. Gene Ontology annotation, molecular function: protein binding. Gene Ontology annotation, cellular component: precatalytic spliceosome. The transcript has 7 exons. The record is from RefSeq and is a predicted model, not a curated record.